GUGUAGCUAUGGCAUUUCUUGCCAACAGCCCUGUUAGCCGAGGGGACAGUGGAUGAUGACAAUGCGACAGCAUCGCAGGAACCGCGGCCACGCACCAGGCGCAUGCGCGGUGGCCAUGGUGACGCCGCGAUUGCCCCAACCGCGACAAGAUGGCUUCCAGCUUCAAGAAGCCAAACGCAGCCUCUACCAGCCAGAAGAAAAAAGUGGGCCCUAAGCCCGAACUCACUGAAGAGCAGAAGCAAGAAGUGCGGGAAGCAUUUGACCUCUUCGAUGCCGACGGCAGCGGGACCAUCGAUGUGAAGGAACUGAAAGUGGCCAUGCGGGCGCUGGGCUUCGAGCCCAGGAAGGAGGAGAUGAAGAAAAUGAUCGCAGAGGUGGACAAGGAAGGCACAGGCAAGAUCAGCUUCAAUGACUUCCUGGCUGUGAUGACCCAGAAGAUGGCCGAGAAGGACACCAAAGAAGAAAUCCUGAAAGCUUUCAGACUCUUUGAUGAUGAUGAGACCGGGAAGAUCUCUUUCAAAAACCUCAAGCGCGUGGCCAACGAGCUGGGCGAGAACCUCACAGACGAGGAACUGCAGGAGAUGAUCGACGAGGCCGACCGCGACGGUGACGGCGAGGUGAGCGAGGAGGAGUUCCUCAGGGUCAUGAAGAAGACCAGCCUCUACUGAGGACUGAGGGCUGAGUGGCUCCCCGCUUGCCCUCAGUGAAAGUCGACUUGGGGGACACCGGCUGCCUAUUCUCCCCCUUUUCCUCUCUAAUUUAUCUUGGUUUCCAAACCUCUAGGUCAGUUAUAAAACUUUAAAGAUGCUUGUGACCUGUGUUCUGUUUCGUUUUGUUUUUUGAUUCUCAGGAACAGACCCAGAGGAGCUUUAGUUUAGGGCCCCAAAGCCAGAGCCUACCCACCACUUGCGCUGGUGGGCAAACAUUAAACUGAACGCAGGACUGC
Fukomys damarensis (Damara mole-rat) is the source of this 946-nucleotide messenger RNA. RefSeq names its product centrin 1 (gene Cetn1). The coding region runs from base 150 to 668 and encodes 172 amino acids. Gene Ontology annotation, biological process: mitotic cell cycle; centriole replication; nucleotide-excision repair. NCBI's taxonomy places the organism in Eukaryota, Metazoa, Chordata, Mammalia, Rodentia, Bathyergidae. Gene Ontology annotation, molecular function: calcium ion binding. Gene Ontology annotation, cellular component: centriole; centrosome. The record is from RefSeq and is a predicted model, not a curated record. The transcript has a single exon.